This is a messenger RNA of Colletotrichum spaethianum, 3702 nucleotides long. Its product is annotated as non-canonical non-ribosomal peptide synthetase FUB8. The coding region runs from base 1 to 3702 and encodes 1233 amino acids. Gene Ontology annotation, biological process: carbohydrate metabolic process. The transcript is spliced from 4 exons. Lineage: Eukaryota; Fungi; Ascomycota; Sordariomycetes; Glomerellales; Glomerellaceae. The record is from RefSeq and is a predicted model, not a curated record. Gene Ontology annotation, molecular function: phosphopantetheine binding; kinase activity.
AUGAGUCCUCCCUCUGUAUAUGGUCCUGCGAGCGCGACGCUCCCAAGCAGCUCCAGCUUGGAUGCGAACCCCCUCAUCAACUCGCCCGUUACGACCGUGCAGGACUUGGACAAUGAUGACAGCACUAUCAAGACCGUCGACGAGCUGGUGCGCCGACGGGCCCGGGCCCAUCCGGACCAGGUCAUUGUCUCGUACCCCUCAUCGGGCAUCACGUAUGUCAACUACACGAUGAGGCAGCUUGACGUCUUUGCGUACCGCGUCGCAAAGUUGUACGAGCAGCGCAUCCCGAGUCGGCUUAGCUCUGAUGAGAAGCCUACGACUGUGGCCGUCCUCGGCCCCUCCAACUUUGACUACCUCGUCACCAUGCUGGCCUUGACCAAGCUCGGCCACACAACACUGUUCCUGUCAACUAGAAUCUCACAAGAGGCCAUCGAGUCUUUAAUUGGCGUCACUGGCGCUCAGUACCUUCUUGCCGACAAGAGGUAUCUGGAGACGGCCGAGGCAGCCAAGCAGACCUUGCCGCAUCUCGAUGUCUUCGAGAUUGCCGGCCAGUCGACAUUCGAUUUCCCCAUCGAGUUGCAUGCUGAUACUCGUCUGGAUUAUGGACGUGACCUCUCGGUUGAGACCAACAACCUGAUCUACAUCAUCCACUCUAGUGGCUCAACUGGUCUGCCCAAGCCCAUCUACCAGACCCAAAAGUCUGCCAUCCACAAUUACUCCAGCAGCAUGAACAUGAAGGCCUUCAUCACCCUGCCUCUGUAUCACAACCAUGGCAUCUGCAACCUGUACCGGGCCAUCUAUUGCGGAAAGCCCAUUCACCUGUACAAUGCCGACCUCCCUUUGACGCGGGAGCAUCUCACCAACAUCAUGCGCAAGCACAACUUUGAAAUUUUCUACGGUGUACCGUAUGCACUGAAACUCCUUGCCGAGACCGACGACGGCAUGAGCCUGCUGCGCCAGCUUAAGAUCGUCAUGUACGGCGGCUCUGCCUGCCCCGAUGAUCUUGGCGACGCGCUGGUCAACAACGGGGUCAAUCUGGUUGGCCACUAUGGAGCGACCGAAGUGGGACAACUCAUGACAUCUUUCCGCCCGCCCAACGACAAGGCAUGGAACUACGUCCGCGAGCACGACAAGCUCUCGCCGUACCUGAAAUGGAUUCCCCGCGGGCCAAACUUGUUUGAGUGCUGCGUCCUGCCCGGCUGGCCUGCCAAGGUCGCAACCAACCAGGACGACGGAUCCUACUGCACCAAAGACCUCUUUGAGCCUCACCCGACAAUCCCCAAGGCGUGGAAGUACAUCGCCAGACUCGACGACACCAUUGCCCUCGUCAACGGUGAAAAGUUCAACCCCGUGCACAUGGAGGGCACAAUCCGCUCCAGCAAGAACGUCACCGAGUGCGUCAUCUUCGGUGUCGGGCGGCCGUCACUCGGUGCCCUUAUCGUUCCGGCCGCGACCCUAGCUGGUAAGACUGACGAGGAGAUCCUCGAGGUCGUGUGGCCUGUUGUUGAGAGCGCAAGCAAGUCUGUCGAAGCGUACGCUCGUAUUUCCAAGAACAUGAUCAAGCUGCUUCCGUACGACUGUGCCUACCCGCGGACUGACAAGGGCAGCGUCAUCCGCCAGGCUUUCUACAAGAGGUAUGCCAAGGAUAUUGACGAAGUCUACGACAAUGCCGAUGCCAACAGCGGUGACCUAAAGAGGCUGAGCAUUGCCGAGCUGAAGGACUUCAUCCGCGAGGGUCUCGUCCAGACGCUUGCCAAAAAGAUCCAGCUUGACGAUGAUACCGACUUCUUUUCUCUUGGUCUCGACUCUCUUCAGGCAAUCCAGAUGCGCUCCGACAUUCUGAAAACGGCUGACAUUGGCGACAACAAGCUUGGCCAGACAGUAGUCUUCGACUACCCGUCGAUCAACAAGCUGAGUGCGUACCUCUACAGUCUUGGCACUGGCGAGGGCGUUCAGGCCGAGAUUCCUAUCGAGAGCGAAAUGAGUGCGCUCAUUGAGAAGUAUGGCGACUUUUCCCCCGCCGAGUCAGCCCCCAGAUCAUCCAUCGCCGUCACCGGUGCAACUGGCUCGCUUGGUGCCCACAUCGUCACCAAGCUCGCCGCCAACCCUACCAUCAAGACCAUCUACUGCUUCACCCGCGCCAGCUCCGACGGUGACGCAGCCCGUCGCGUCAAGAGCUCGCUUAUCCAGCGCCGCCUUUACCACGCGCUGCCCGCCUCCUCGCGCAGGAAGCUCGUUGCACUAGCCACCGACCUGGCCGAUCCCAAACUUGGCCUCUCUGACGAGACUUACAGCCAAGUCAAACAGAAUCUCCGUCUCGUUAUCCACGCCGCGUGGUCGGUCAACUUCAACAUGCACCUCUCGAGUUUCGAAAAGAGCAACAUCGCAGGCGUCAACCACCUCAUCGCUCUCUGCAAGGACGCCGGCAACGACGGGACAGGAGUUUCUGGGCCCGCGUCGUUCAACUUCUGCUCAUCCGUCAGCGCCGUUGCCCGCGCCACCACUCUCCCUGUCCCUGAGGCCGCUCCCGAACUGGAUUGGGCGCAGGGCAUGGGCUACGCCCAGUCCAAGGUCGUUGCUGAGCAUCUCUGCACGCGCGCUACAAAGGCUGGCAUCAGGUCCCGCGUCUUGCGUAUCGGCCAGAUUAUCGCCGACACCCAGCACGGCGUCUGGAACGUGACGGAGGGUAUUCCGUUGAUGCUUCAGACAGCCAUCACCGUCGGGGCUCUCCCCAAGCUCCAAGAAGCCCCCUCGUGGCUGCCAGUCGACACUGUCGCCCAGGGUGUCGUAGACAUUUCCCUCUCUGACGCCGAUGGCGUCUUUGCCAACGUUGCAAACCCCAAGAUGUUCAGCUGGACCAAUGAUCUUCUCCCCGCCCUCAAGACUGCCGGUCUGGACUUUGAAGAAGUUGAGCCAAAGGAGUGGAUACGCCGUCUUCGUGCUUCUAACCCGGACCCAACUGCCAACCCGCCCAUCAAGCUUGUCGAUUUCUUUGCAUCCAAGUACGACAGGGACGAGUUCGCACCGUCAAAGACCUACGCGACUGAUAACGCCUGCUCGCUCUCGCCGGCGCUUGCCCAAGCACCUGUGCUAGACCAGCAGCUGGUUAACAACUUUGUCAGAUACUUCAAAGCCAACCACUGGGUCAACCAGAUCCAGAGCGCCACCAAGACGGUGGUCAUGGUCGCCGGCCCCUGCGGUAGCGGGAAGUCGACGCUCGCUACGUCUCUGGCAUCUUGGCUCAAGGCCCCCUUCAUCGAGGGUGACUCGCUACACUCGAGGAACUCUAUUGAGAAGAUGGGAGGUAACGUUGCUUUGACAGACGAGGACCGCUCACAAUGGCUGAACCGUAUCGGUCAACGAGCGAUUGAGGCGCUUGAGGACCUCGGCUACGACUCGGCUAUUGUCAGCUGCUCUGCUUUGAGGAAGUCAUACCGCGACACACUGAGAGGCAUCAUUGAGAAGCGGGACGGCGUGAGGAUUGUUUUCCUUGACCUUCAGUGCAAUCCAGACACACUGGUCCAGCGCAUUAACGAGAGGAAGGAUCACUACAUGUUGGCAAGCAUGGUCGAGGGACAGGUUGAGGUAUACGAGGCUGCUGGUGUUGGCGAGUUGGAUGUUCUACCCGUUGAGGCUGAGGGGACGCCGGAAGAGGUCUUUGAGGAGGCUAGGUGGCUGCUUGGACAGAUCGGAGUAAAUUAA